Antrostomus carolinensis (chuck-will's-widow) is the source of this 996-nucleotide messenger RNA. RefSeq names its product dynein regulatory complex subunit 10 (gene DRC10). The record is from RefSeq and is a predicted model, not a curated record. The transcript has 3 exons. The annotation marks the transcript as partial. NCBI's taxonomy places the organism in Eukaryota, Metazoa, Chordata, Aves, Caprimulgiformes, Caprimulgidae.
AUGGAGGUGCCUGUGUCCCACCAGGAGCCCUGCUCUUCCCUCCAGGGUGGCCCCAGGGACCCGCCAGCCCCUCUCCACACACCUCUAGGGACUGCAGAGCUGCCAUCCCUGCCUUCCAUGAAGAUCUUGGAUCCACGUCAGUUAGAACCCAACAGCAUGGAGACAGAGAGAAUCGUGACUGUCUUGGAUGAGACAAUUGCCAAGCUGGAGCUGACCAGUUUAAUCCCACGUAUUAUCGACUCGCUGGACAGUUUUGGUGAUCUGCUGGGACCUGAGAUCACAAACAGCCUGAUCAAGCUCCAAAAGCUUUCGAAGGAACUGGAGCACCUGCUUGCCAGCUCUGAAGGGGACACCAGGAGAGAUGAGGAACAGCGGGGCUGUCUCUGCUUGUUAGAGCAACGUCUGAAAUGUUCUGUUAGAAAUGUCCUGAGACUCAUGCUGGCCAACCCUGCGCUUUGCCAGGCUCUGAAAUGCAAAGCCCGGGCGAGAGAGUCACCAGCUGAAGCCUUUAUCAAAGCCUUUGGGGAGUUCAGGAGUUUCAUGCUUGAGAGAUUCCUGACUAGUCCCAUGGAAGAGGAAGAGAGGAUUAAGUUCAUGGAAGACAUCUCCCUCCGGAUUAAGAAAAACACAGAAGCAAUCAGAGCUUUCCAGGCAGAACUGGCAGCAGCAAUCCGGACUCAAGAGGAGGAGAUUCAGAAGAAGGACAAUGCCAUCAAAAACCUCAAAACCAGCAUACAAGAUCUGACCCAAGAUUGCAAGGCUGGCAUCCAGCAGAUCAAGGAGGAAGGAGAAAUACAGCAAAAAGAGGAGCGACAAGCCUCCUGGGCGAGGUGUGCCAGGCUACAGCAGGACAUUCAGGAGCUGGGAAAUCAGCUCCAUACCCUUGUACUGGAGCAUCGAGCAUCAGAGCUGGCUCUCAGAAAGAGGAACUGCAGAGUGGAGACAGAAAUUGUGAACUGGAUCCAGAAAUAUGACACAGACAUGGAAGAAAAACAG